CAUGAAGCUCCAGUGCGUCUCUCUUCUCAUUUGUGCUUUACUCGUUGGCGAGUGCUGCGGGUCUCGUCUGGACCGCUGGGUCCGAACUGGACUUCAGUACCUGAAGCUCAACCUGUGCCGGAGGGUCUCCUUACCGGAGAGCGAGUGCAAGAAGCUGUCCCACCUGCACCUAAACGGGGUGGUCGUGUACGUGUCCGAGUCCGGCUCGGGGAAAGUGCUGGCGAUCCUGCCGGAUUCAUACUCGAGCGGUGCGCUGCAGUCCAAACAGAGCGCGGAACCGAGCGCGGAUGAUGCGAGCAGGACGAAUGAAGAGCUGUACCCGGGAGCGAGCGCGCAUGACGCCGUGCUGCUGCUGGACCCGAGCCCCGGCGAGAGCUUCGGACACCCGGUGGUUCUGUUCUAUGUGGACUUCAACGUAACCAAGAAGAUGUGCUCACAUGGACGGCGUUUAUCUGGGGGAGGAGUGCUUGACGAUGGCUGUGAAGACACGUUGCCAGAACCAGCUGAAGCGGAGGAGGAGUCGCAGCGACCGUAUGGCGAGCCGGGCGAGGGCCCGCAGGACUACGCCGGCCAGAACCAGUCGAGUGGAGCACAGCAGCGGCCUCUGUGAGAUUCACUUUCUCCCCCUGGUUGUGGGAGUGAAAGAUAGCAACCGAACCCAACGCCUGCGUUGUGUAGAUCACCCAGACUUUGCUGGAUGCCCGCAGCCUUUGCCACUGACCAGCCCAAGCGUGCCAAUCUCCAGCUGUGAGCUCAAUAAAAACACCCGCCGGUGCCAUCAGCAACGCCUGGCCACACACCUGUCCUGCCGCCUCUACCAGACCUGCGAUCAUGCUGUUCUCCUGUCAGGUGGCUGGCAGGAGCAGAUAACAUACCAGCAACACGCGAAGAACCUGCAGCUCUUCUACCAGAUGCUAAAGAACAACGGCUUCCAUAAGGACCAUAUAAAGACAUUCUUUGCUGGGAAUGGACAGGUAGCAGUUAAAGAGACUGAGGGGAUGUAUCCAGCCAUAGAGAAAGACGUGAUCAGGAAUCACAUUUCCUACAUCUGCAGAAAGCAGCACUGCGUGGAUUCUCUGGUUCUGUACCUGAACAGCCCCACACGAAACGACGGCACCAUGCUGCUCUGGGACCGCAACAACAACGGCAUUGCAGAUCUGAAGGAGCGUUACUCUGUGGGUGAACUGUUGGCGGAUCUGGCCGGGUGCAAGGCUGGUCGGGUGCUGCUCUUUGUAGAGCAGAGCUACAGUGGAGUCCUCAGCAAGAGGCUGAUGGGAUCUCUCAAACACGUCAAUGUCGUGCUGCUGAACGGCCUGCCCUGGGUGCACACAGCUGAGUUCUGGGCCUCCCUGCAACCAUCUGAGUGCCUCAUAGACCACCUCAGUAAGAGUUCUACGACACCCCGACUGUCUGAUGCCGCUCUAGGAUUGCUGAACGUGACUCUGGCCGGUGCUCCGUGUAACUCCACCCCUCCUCUCACCGAAGACGAAAUGAGGAAGGAGUACAUGGGCUGCCAGAACCUCCCCACAGCUCUGUGGUACCAAAAAAGGCCCAAGACCACCAAUAACAGGAAUUGAGCGAACUGACAACUUCCAGGACUUUCAGAAGGACUAGAGCCAACUCUUCUGUUCCCAAUAUGUAAUUCGGACACUCCAGUAGAGUACUUCCAUGAAAAACCAACGAGUACCAACGAGUAGUCCUAGAAGUAUGACUUUGUAUAAUGCACAAACUUCAAAUCCAUGACCAGCGCUUUUCUCUCACAAACACACACAGACACAAAACAAUCUACCUGUGUGUGCGCACUUAAUUCACCCGCUGAUGCACAUAGACCCUGACAAGCUGUUGAGGAACGGAGACUACAUAAUGUGCGCUUAAGAGAUCGAAAGAAGAGGCGGUAAUGCAGGACCGAGAGAGAGAAAGCGUCUGACAUGUCCUCACUUUGAACCUCAGUUCCCUUGCUUGUCGCUCCGCAGAAGACGUCCCGCGGGGAGCGUCCCAUGUGAACUUCUCCUCUCUCCGCCUGCCGCGGGAGUUCAGCGCAGGGGCAUCCGCGCUCCUUUACCAGAGUGCUCUUCCGUGGGUCAUCGCACAGGGCGCGCCUGGAACUGAACAAUGGUGACAAGGCCACUCUGAAACACACCUCACACUCACUUGAACAUUUCAGGACAAAUCUUCUUGUCCCUCCUUCAGCUCAGUAAGGGACAGGGCGGUCCAGCAUGAUUUAGUAAUGAGAAAUGUUCCCUCACCACGUCUGGACCCUAGCAGACACUGGGCUCUGCAAGCAUGUAUUUAAGUCAGACCUCUUAUUCCACGCUGUACUAACCACACCGUCCGCAGUAUUCCCUUAUCUCCGCAAACAUUUAAACGCCAGCCACCGAUAAUGUUGACAGUGACGAGAAGGUAUUUCAGGCCCCACGCCAGCUCCUGUGGGAAUUCAUACACAU
This is a messenger RNA of Labeo rohita (rohu), 2444 nucleotides long. RefSeq lists its product as uncharacterized. Bases 438 to 1577 code for a protein of 379 amino acids. The record is from RefSeq and is a predicted model, not a curated record. NCBI's taxonomy places the organism in Eukaryota, Metazoa, Chordata, Actinopteri, Cypriniformes, Cyprinidae. The transcript has 7 exons.